CAUACAAUAAAUGAUUCCGACUCUUCUCCCUCUCCAUCUCACAACCAUGCUCAUGGAGUCCCUCUGUUCCUACCUCGCACUCUUCCUUUCGUUCCUCCUCCUCCUCCUUGUCAAAGUCUUCCUCUUCUCCUCCCCUUCUUCAAAGAAGAACCUAUCGCCCCCAAGCCCUCCCUCUUUUCCAAUCAUCGGCCAUCUUCACCUCUUGAAGAAGCCCCUCCACCGUACCCUCGCUGGCCUCUCCGCCCGCUACGGUCCCGUCAUCCUCCUACGCUUCGGCUCCCGCCCGGUCCUCGUCGUCUCCUCCGCCCGCCUCGCCGAGGAGUGCUUCACCAAAAAUGACAUCGCCUUCGCCAGCCGCCCCCAGCUCCACUCCAUCCGUCGCCUCUCCUAUAACUACACCACCCUCUCCGGCGCCCCCUACGGUCCAAACUGGCGCAACCUCCGCCGCAUCGCUACCGUCGAGCUCCUCUCCUCCGCCCGCCUCAAAUCCCUUUCCGACAUCCGCGCCGAGGAGGUCCGAGCUUUGAUGAGCCGGCUGUUCCGCGAAUCCGGUGGCAGGGAUGCCGAGUUUGCGAAGGUGGAGCUCAAGCCCAGGCUGUUCGGGCUGACACUGAACGUUAUGAUGAGGACUAUCGCCGGGAAAAGGUAUUAUAGGGAGGACAUGGCAAGCCACAAGGAAUCGGCGCAGUUCAUGGAGAUGGUGGAAGAGCUCCUGGCGGUGGGUGGGACGUCGAAUGUCGCCGACUUCCUUCCGAUAUUGAGGGUGAUAGACUUCCAGGGCCUGAGCCGGAGGAUUGAUCGACUCGAAAAGAAGAAAGAGGAGAUCUUGCAAGGACUAAUCGACGAGCACCGGAGGAAGGGUGGUGGUGAAGGUGAAGGUGAAGAGAGUAGCGACCAGAGGACCAUCAUCGGCGUUCUGCUCUCUCUCCAAGAGAAAGAUCCCGAGUCUUACACCGACCAGUUCAUCAAGGCCUUCAUCAUAACCUUGUUCGUCGCAGGGACCGACACAUCGACAGAGACAACGGAGUGGGCGAUGUCGCUCCUGCUAAACAAUCCAGAGGCGCUGCACAAGGCCAGGCAGGAGAUUGAUGCGUGUGUGGAGCAGAAGCGCUUGCUUGAAGAAUACGAUCUCCCUAAGCUUCCUUAUCUUAAUGGGAUUAUCAAUGAAACGCUUAGGCUGUACCCUGCUGCCCCACUUCUAUUACCUCACGAGUCACACGAAGAUUGUGUCAUGGGAGGCUACGACAUUCCACGUGGCACGAUACUAUUGGUCAACGCCUGGGCCAUUCACAGGGAUGCAAACGUGUGGGCGGAACCCACCAAGUUCAUGCCAGAGAGAUUCUUGGAUGGUAGAGCGGAGGGUGGAAUGGCGCUUCCUUUCGGGAUGGGGAGGAGGAAAUGUCCAGGGGAAGGGCUUGCUAUGAGAUUGAUAGGGUUGGCGUUGGGGACCAUGAUCCAAUGUUUUGAGUGGGAAAGGGUGGGAGGCGGGGAGGUGGACAUGCGUGAAGGGAGUGCACUGACGCUUCCAAAGUUUGUACCCCUGGAGGCAAUGUGUCGGCCGCGUGAGAGCAUGGUGGAGGUUCUUGCAUGGCUUUGAAGCAUUCGGGGAAGGCCUCCGUAUUGCAUGCACCUGGUCCACGAUGGAUAACACGCCACGCUACCCCUUGUAUUUCACCAAUUCCCGAUCGCGCGCUGUCCACCGUGCAUAUGCUCCAGGAUUUGCCCUGGUUGCAUGCAAUAAUUUCUCCACUGGAAGUGGGUGCCUACAAAUAAUUUAAGAAUUAGAUAGCUGCAAGCCUGUAUGGACAAGGAGGAGGUCAGGUGUAUAAAUGUCUAUCUAGUUUUCUCUGAUUUCCUUUUCAUGGAUUGGUUGAGAUGCAUCCGUCUUGAGUCGUCAGCUGCCGGCUACUUGGAGACUUUUCUUUUACUUUUAACAGUACAAGACCUAACUGGUUUCCACCUGUGUUA
Elaeis guineensis (African oil palm) is the source of this 1968-nucleotide messenger RNA. RefSeq names its product cytochrome P450 81Q32. NCBI's taxonomy places the organism in Eukaryota, Viridiplantae, Streptophyta, Magnoliopsida, Arecales, Arecaceae. Gene Ontology annotation, molecular function: monooxygenase activity; iron ion binding; heme binding. The record is from RefSeq and is a predicted model, not a curated record.